Molecule: messenger RNA, 1854 nt
Organism: Botrytis byssoidea
Lineage: Eukaryota; Fungi; Ascomycota; Leotiomycetes; Helotiales; Sclerotiniaceae
Exons: 3
Coding region: 1-1854 (617 amino acids)
Source: RefSeq, a predicted model, not a curated record
AUGGAUUCUCUCCCUGCAUAUCAUGAGCUCAACAAAGAUGUUGCAACUCUCGUCGCUCCGUACCUUAACACUUCCGAUCUCUACUUUGGCUGCCUCGUCAAUUCUCACUUCAAUGAGAAAUUCGGCAAUUAUCUUUGGGCCAACCCAUUUCGAGACCUAGCCCAAAGAAAAGAACCUUGUGGAGUUGUCACCAGAUUCUUCUUAGCCUCUACAAAACAUGAUCUCAAGACGCUCAAGAGAGUUCGAAUUCUUGACCUGCGUGCACUACACGAGAUCAGACGUGACAGAGCUCAAACUAAAGAUUGCGUCGUAUUCGGGCCCAAUCUGAAACCUGAGUGGUUCUUUAAAUGUUUCAAGAAUUUUCCAGAUCUCAAUUGCGUCCUUCUCGCACCAACAUGCUCCGAAGACUACGGCGUAACUACUGUCCCUGACUUGCCAGAUGAUUAUGAUGGGGCGCCGCAGCCAGAAUUCUUGAGCGCGGCUGGUUGCAAUACGUUCAACUACUCCUUGAUUCUUAGCCAAAAUAUAACCAAGAAUCUGAUAUAUCUCGACGCAUCUGAGACUGCUCGCAGUACAAAUUGGAGAGCCAUGUUCACCGCACAAAAUCUUCCAAAACUUAAGGUCUUGAAGCUACGAGGUCUAAGAUUGACAGAUACCAUGUUACCUCCCAUUGUGACCAACUCUAGAGGGCAGCUCUGGUCUUUAGACCUUCGUGAUAAUCUCCUGACUGACAAUAUAAUCUACCCUCUGAUCCGAAGCUGCUUUCUGGGACGAUUGCCAAGCUACAAACAUGGUCCUCUCCGUGCAACAGACGAUAAUCUGUUCGAAAACCCUCCAAUUUACCGUGAAAGUAACGAAAGUAGCGAUCUAUCUCCGAUUGCUACAACUACACUUCGCCCCGACAGUAUUCAUGACGUUGAAAGUUCUAAGCACGGUAUCAAUAUUCUUGAGCGGAAAAAUUAUGCUGAAGAUAACCUUUUACUGGUUACAGGCCUGACCCAUCUCUACAUAUCAAACAACAAAUUCACAGCUCUUGCACCUAAAAUCCUCCUCGCCAGCACUAAUUCUCUACAAGUCCUAGACAUCGGAUCAACCCGCCCCAACCCACCCAUCGGAGCCGGAUCCGGUAUCGACACCCACACACAAGAACACAGCAUCCCCUAUCUCUCUCGCAAAUGGCAGCCCCGUCUAGAAAUCCUCCGUAUCCACCACUCCAUUGUAACACACCAACCACCCACCACCCAACCUUGCAAUAAACACUCCCACACCCACUCCGACUCCGACAAAGCCACAACCACACCCCUCAAAAUCACAAACCCAAACCAACCAACCCCCCCACAAGAUCCCACUUCACCCACCUCCCCCACCUCCCCCUUCGACCCAUCCAGCAACCCCCGUCUGCACACCCUAACCCUCACCUCCCUCCCACGCAGAUCAAAUCCAAGCACCUCGGUCUUCCCGUCCCUGCAACACUUCAUCCGCCGUCUCUCAGUACAGGAACUUACCAUCCAAAACACCCAGAAGAAUCUCACAAGCAGACGCGCUCCGCUGCUGUACCCCGGACUUCGAGAACUCAUCCUAGAGUUUCUACCCGAGGUGCGAUAUGCAUCUGCGCAAGGUGGUGGUGGUGGUGCUUCGAUCACGGAUGAUCAGGACGCGGAUGUGUAUUACAAGGAAUUGGCUCGCGAUUUUUCAUUUUUAAAUCAGGAGGAUAAUCGCGCGGCGACGGGGAAAGAGAAGGGGGAAAAAGAGAAUGAAGGAGUACAUGAUGUUGAUAUUGUGGAGGAGCUGAGGAAGUGGAGAAAGAGUGGGACUUUGCGUUGGGGUGGGAAGUUGACGAUUAAGCUGUUUUAG